CAUCGAUGAGCUAUUAAUCAUCGCAAGGCUCUUCAAGAUGAAUCAGCAAUGCAAGGUGUGCGGUGAACCCGCGGCUGGUUUCCACUUUGGCGCGUUCACCUGCGAGGGCUGCAAGUCGUUCUUCGGAAGAUCUUAUAACAAUUUGAAUAGUAUCUCCGAAUGCAAGAACGGUGGAGAAUGCGUGAUAAAUAAGAAGAACCGUACCGCUUGCAAGGCAUGCCGUUUGAGAAAGUGUUUAUUGGUUGGAAUGUCCAAAUCCAGUUCACGUUAUGGACGCAGAUCAAAUUGGUUUAAGAUACAUUGUCUUUUGCAAGAACAACAACAACAGCAACAACAACAAAGACAACAACAACAGCAACAACAACAGCAACAACAACAGCCGCAGCAGCAACAACAACAGCAGCAACAACAAGCGCAACAACAACUUCAUUAUCCUCAAAAUUUGCCGGUUAAUCCUCAACUUUCUCAACAACAAAGAAAAGCAAUAAGUCCACCGGUCGGUCUACAUCCUAGCCAAAGGAAAGAGGAUUCUCUGUUACUUGGUUUAGACGAUUAUAAGAAUUCAACAUCGCCUAGCAUAAGUUCGCCGGAAUCGCACAAUAGCGACAGUUCAGUUGAAAUAUCUGAAAGAAGGGCGUCUUAUGCGGGACACCCAGGCUUCCGACCGUUGCAUCCUCAUUUGUCACAUUCAGUUGCCGAACUUUCAGCUUUAGGAAAAGAAAUGAUGAGCUUACCGUUUGGUUUCCAUCUCAGUGGAAUGUCCUUAAUCCAGCCAGCCUUUUUGCCGCCGCCAGGUCUCACAAUGUUUCCACCUUAUCACCUUUACGGCACGCAGCAUGGUGCUUCGCAUCCUUUGAUGCAAACCUGUCCCUCGCCAAACGUUCAAAGCAAUUCACCAAUACUCGAUGAAAUUUCUUCGACAAUACCGGAACCCCCAACGACUACUACUACAACGGUGACCGUAGCUUCUACGACGAUAAGCACCGAAACAAUAACCACGAGUACCGAUUACAAAAAUUCAUUUGCCAAUAAUAAUAAUAAUAACAAUAACAAUAAUAGGGACGUUCACAAUCAAAACGUUCGGCCGACGAAAGAUAACAAUUCGUCUACCGAAAAUUACAGCAAAAGAUUUUAUUUGGAUACUGUAUUAAAAAGACAACGUUCUACGCGAGACAGUCCUUCACCUAGAUCAAUUAAAUCCCAAUCAGAUCGUGAAUCGUCAACCUCGUCUCCCGAAGUUGACAUUGAUUAUAAUUCACAGGACAUUCCUAUAGAUUUAUCAAUGAAAUCCGGUCAAGAUUCUAACGAAGAAGACGAAUUAAAUGAUAAAGAUGAAAGUGACAGUUAUGGGCCACCAUUGAAGAAAAAGCCUACACCUAUAGAUCUCACUACGAGAUCUUAA
Messenger RNA from Polistes canadensis, 1402 nucleotides. RefSeq names its product knirps-related protein-like. Gene Ontology annotation, molecular function: zinc ion binding; sequence-specific DNA binding; DNA-binding transcription factor activity. The transcript has 3 exons. Gene Ontology annotation, biological process: regulation of DNA-templated transcription. Lineage: Eukaryota; Metazoa; Arthropoda; Insecta; Hymenoptera; Vespidae. The record is from RefSeq and is a predicted model, not a curated record. Bases 38 to 1402 code for a protein of 454 amino acids.